Messenger RNA from Ipomoea triloba (trilobed morning glory), 465 nucleotides. Its product is annotated as transcription repressor OFP6-like. The transcript has a single exon. The record is from RefSeq and is a predicted model, not a curated record. Gene Ontology annotation, biological process: negative regulation of DNA-templated transcription. Bases 1 to 465 code for a protein of 154 amino acids. NCBI's taxonomy places the organism in Eukaryota, Viridiplantae, Streptophyta, Magnoliopsida, Solanales, Convolvulaceae.
AUGUCUGCAAAACCUAAGAAACAAUCAUGCAAGUUAAAGAAUGUAAUCAAAAGCGGCUGCGGCUGCGGAGAAUCGACGCAAGCGGUGGAGCCAAAACCUAAGCCGCCGGCGCCGCCGUCGUCAUCUCCGCCGCCUUCUUCAUCCUCCACGGCCGCCGCCAUGCAUGGUGGUGAAGAUGAUCGGAGGGAGGAGAUUUUGUGCCGGCAGAUGGUGAGCCGGAGCCCGAAGAUCUCCGGCAGCAUCGCCGUCGUUAAGGAAUCCGACGAUCCUUGCGGCGAUUUCCGGCAGUCGAUGCUUCAGAUGAUCCAGAAGAAGAGUAUCCAGUCGCAGGAGGAUCUGCAAGAGCUUCUCAAGUGUUUUCUGUUGAUGAAUCCUCCUUCCCUCCACGACAUCAUCGUACAAGCCUUCACCAACAUCCUCGACGAGACGACGACGACAACCUCGUCGGUCGCCGGUAAAUAUUAA